UUGCGCCUCUCACAUGCAACCGAGCCUUCACUGUGUUUGUGCCUGAAGAGAGGAGAAGAGAGGAGAGAUGAUCCUGACUGGACCUGCAUCAUGGAGCGCAAACUGAAACCGUCACAAAGGAUUUACAUGUGGAGUGACGGCGAGGCUGCACGCGCGGUGUAACGGGAUGACACUUGUCAUGAGCGCGAGGAUUAAAAAUAAAAAUAAAACAAAAUAAAAAAGACCUCAGAAUGAUUCUUGGAGUUCAGCAAGCCACGCAUCUGUCUGUGAGGAUGCGGGAUUCGUUGUAGACGCGCGUGCUUGGGGAUGCACGUUUGCAUAACUAAACCCGUUUAGGAUGCUCGCGCUGAGGAAGAGGAUUUAAGAGCGAGCUUCUUUCCGGCGGACGCGGUCAUGGGUGUGCUGCUGCUCUGCCUCCUUUUGCACGCGGGACUGGCGCGCGCCACGCACGACGGCUACGUGGAGUGGUCGGACGGCGGUGACGACGACGACGACGACGCCGCCGCCACCGCCGAAAUCGGCGCGAGGCAACACCGCGUCCGUGGCACGGAGCGCGCGACUUCGGCGGGAGCCGGGGCGGAGGAGCUGCCGCGCGUGGUGGCCGCCUUCCUCCACACGGGCGACGCGUCCGCGCUCGCGCACGUGAACUGCUCGCGGCGUUACGAGCUCAGCAGCCUCGGUUCCGCUCCGCCGGCGCCACCCGUCGCUUCCGUACACUCCGUUCGCGCAGCGCUGGACGCCGUGUCGCGCGCCGCCGACUUCCUAAACGCGCUGGCGCGAGAGGCGAAGCAAGAAGAGCAGCAGCAGCGGCAGCAGCAGCAGCAGGUGUGGUAUCGCGCGCUGGUUCGGAGCAUGCUGGACCGCGAGCCCAAGAUCCACCGCGCCGCGCUCGCGCUCCACGCCGAGCAGCUCCACCUCCAGGCCACCAGGAUGGACGGGCACGUGGAGCUGCGAGAACUUCCGGUUGAGGAGUCCGAGUGGAACCGCCAGGUCCGGAAAAGAACCCAGAUGAUAACGCAGACUCGAAGCUCCCAGAGCACACAAGGUCACGUGCAGUGGUCCGCGCCGUAUCUGGAGUGUGAGCGCGGGCGCUUCAUCCCGCACUGGCUUCUAACGCUGUCGGUGAAAGUGUAUGAGCUGAACACAGAGCCAGAGAUCAGGGGCGUGGUAAGGGUUGAUGUCAAUCUGCAGGAUGUGGACAUUGAUCAAUGCUCCAGCGCUGGCUGGUUUGCCGGCACUCACCGUUGCAAUCUGACCACAAUGGAGUGUAAACCGAUUCCAGGCCACGGCUUCGUGUUGGACAAGUACAAGUGCCAGUGCAGGAGGGGGUUUUACCAACACAGCCGAGUGGCACUCAACGGCUUCUCCAAAUUGGAACGGGAUCAUUAUGUUGGGGCCGAACCCUCCGACGUGCCGGCUCGCUGUCUGCCGUGUCAGGAUGGCUGUGUGUUCUGUCGGGAUGAUACGCCGUGUCUGGCGCAGGAGGAUAGCAUCCUCCGCCUCGCCGUUGUCUCGUUCCAGAGCCUGUGUGUGCUGCUCGACUUCAUCUGCAUGACUGUGGUGUACCGCUUCCGUCGCAGCAAGAGAAUCAAAGCGUCUGGUUUUAUUCUUCUUGAGGCCAUCCUGUCAGGUGCCAUGCUCCUCUAUCUUCCCGUGAUGGUACUUUACUUUCAACCGAACGUUCUGCACUGCAUUCUCCUGAGAUGGGUUCGCCUUCUGGGCUUCGCUACGGUGUACGGAACGGUGAUCCUCAAACUCUUCCGGGUGUUGAAGGUGUUCCUGUCACGUACGGCCCAGCGGAUCCCUUACAUGACCAGCUGCCGUGUUCUCCGUUUGCUUGGUGCCAUAUUGCUUGUAGUGCUCUGGUUCCUGGUGGCCUGGACCUCAGCUGUGUGCCAGAGUCGUGAUACUCAUCAUGGACUCAUUGAGGAAGGUGUGACGCUAGAGGGUCUGCAGUUCAGCAUGUGCAAGCUUGACCGCUGGGACUACAUGAUGGCUGUUGCUGAGCUUCUCUUCCUGCUGUGGGGGGUCUACCUGUGCUAUGCCGUUCGCACCGUACCCUCCGCAUUUCACGAGCCACGCUACAUGGCAGUCGCCAUCUAUAACGAACUCCUCAUCUCAGCCAUAUUUCACAUCAUUAGGUUCACCCUGGCUUCUGGCCUCCACCCAGAUUGGAUGCUGAUGUUAUGUUUUGUUCAUACACAUUUGACGGUGACAGUGACUCUGGGAUUGCUGCUCAUCCCAAAGUUUGUGUUCACUGGUACUCACAGGCAGGAUGACAUCGCCACUGAGGCCUAUGAGGACGAGCUGUACAUGGGCCGAUCUGGCUCCUACUUGAACAGCAGCAUAAAUUCUGCCUGGAGUGAGCACAGUUUGGACCCUGAAGACAUAAGAGAGGAGCUAAAGAAGCUCUAUGGCCAGCUAGAGAUCUAUAAGCGAAAGAAGAUGAUGGCGAAUAACCCUCAUCUCCAGAAAAAACGCAACUCCAAAAAAGGCAUUGGACGUUCACUUAUGCGGCGCAUCACAGAAAUACCCGAGACAGUGAGCCGUCAGUACAGUCGAGAAGACAGGGACGGAAGUGAACAUGGCAGCAAUCGCAGUACCCUACGUAGAAACCCAUUUGAAUCUUCCCAUGGUGGAAAAUCCAGAGAGGACUCUCUAAAGAGUAAGGUAUUCUCCUUGAAAAGGUCCCAUAGCUAUGACCAUACACAUGACCAGGCGGGGAACACAAAUGGUGUUCCGGCUGAUAAAAUGGACAACUCUACAACUGAGUUGUCUCUGCUGGAAAGCUUAAUGGGGAGAAGGUCUGCAAAGAAAAAUCCAGAGGUACCAAAGGUCGAACCUGCAGAAUCUGCAGAGUCGGUGCCACUUGUGUGCAAGUCCAUCAGCGCACACAAUCUUGCAGCAGACAAGAAGCCUAUGCAUCUCCGGUCCUCGAUGAUACAGAAGUCUCUGAGUGUCAUAGCCAGUGCCAGAGAGAGAACCCUGGGGCUUGCAGGGAAGACCCAUAGUGUUGAGGACGCAAGUAAGAAAGGGCUCAAGGCCAGAGACACCAGGAUGCUUUCAGAAGUUGACGAGUCUCCUGAAUGCUUCCCAAAGAUGAUCAUCAGCCAAUCUGUCGAGUACACCAAGACCCCAAGCAAAAUGGGCAUCAUGAAGCAACAAGUGAGCGGAAGUCAGCCUUCAAUUUGCUCUGAACCAGGGAGAAGCAAGGACCUUUAUGACCUUUCAGAGGUUUGCCCCUGGGAAAUGGAAGAUUUGCCCAUUCUGUCAGAGGGGAAAGCUCAAAAGCAUGUUUCCAUUGCCCCGAGUGAGACUAACAUGAUUCAUGAGAGCAGCUCUAAAAGUGGAAAGUCUCAACACAAACAAAGGAUGGUGGUUCCAUCUCCAUCAAUCCGCCACCGUUCCAAAGAUAAGGGUGGUAACAGAGAGGAAGGGAGUGACAAGAAUGAUGGGAGGAAACCCAAAACACCACUUAACCUGAAUGCCUACAAAGCAGAGGUCUGCCCUUGGGAAUUUGAGGAUCCAUCUUCCAAAGGAGCUGAGACCCUUGACAGGACUAGCCGCAAGAAAAGUGUCACUCCGACAGAUGGAAAGCCCAAGAUCAUCCUCUCAGACAUCUCCAAAUCCACUGGAAGCCUUCUGCAGCCUCCAGCCCUUAUGGUGGACAUUUGUCCAUGGGACUAUGACCAACCACCAUCUCCUAACCAGGACAAGACCUCAAGCCCCACACAUCAUUCAAAGAGAAGGGACUCUAACUCAAAAAGAAAAGGUUCUUGCUCAUCAAAAGGGAAGGGGAAGGAUAAAGAGGACAAUAGCCAAAGAUCCAAAAGCAGGGAGAGACGAAGCUCUUCCAGUAAACCUUCUGAGAAACGCCGUGUCAGCCAGACAUCAGAGAGUGGCCAGGUUACCAUGACAGCAUCUGGUAGAAGGAGAAGCUCGACAAAAGAGGUUGGAAUCACUGAUUGUAAACAUGCUGCAGUAUGCCCUUGGGAAACAGAGUCUAUGCCAAGUGUCACCACAAAGGAUGGGGACCUCCACAAAACAUCUCAAUCAACUGCACCAGCUGCUAGUAAAUUCAACAUGGCUGAGGUUUGCCCAUGGGAUUUCGAUGAUAAGACAUUAGGGAACCAUGCAUGACACAAUUACACACUUAUCAGUGAAUAUUAUGCUCUCUAGAUUGGAUUCCUGAGAUGACGGAAGGUGACGUGAGAACUGCCUUAUGUUCACUUGUCUCAUUACAGUUUUCAAAAGCCCAUCUCACACUAAAAAUUUGCCUCAAUCCUGAAGAUUAACUCCCACUAACCUACUGCCAUUUUGUUUACAUGAACCAGUUUGACCAGUAUAAAUGACCUGAGAAAGUGUUGGAACAUCCUUCUACCCUGUUGCAAUAUAAUGGCUUUGAACCCACUUUAAAAAAGUGCUUUCACAUAUGUAGUGUUUAGCUGGUUUGAAUGGAACACUGGUAUGUUCUCAUCAUCAGUGAGAAAACAGUCAGGCAAUCACGCUCGGGUCUGAGAGUGUCAUAGCAAAGUGGUCUCAGUAUUGCUUCCAAGUGUAUUCUAGUAAGAAAGCAAUUAGUCUCUGAAUCAACCCAAAUAAAUAAAAAGAGAAAAUAAACACUGGCCGUGAUACACAAAGUGUUUUUUAGUCUAAUUCCCUGUUCUCCAUGCUUGGGUAAUUUUUGUGAUUUCUAAAGGUUUGUUUACAUUCUUCCCUAGCCAUAUGAGGAUUUUUUUUUAGCACUACAUGCAUCUCAGCCAGCAUUUGUUGGAUGUGAAACGAAAUAGCAAGCGAAACAAAAGUAUCAAAUUUCGCUCUCAACAAGCAGUCUACAUGUGAAAGCAUCUAGAGAACUGCUAAAAAUUUCAAAAGCAAGUGAAACAAGAGCACAAAUGUCAUCCUGAAGUAUCACACAGUGUCUUUUAAACACUGAACAACCCAUAACUCUGACAUUAGGAUGGUCUAAAGAGCUGUUUUUGAAUGGAUAAUAAAUUCGGCUUGAUUUAAAAUGAAAUUGCAUAACAAGGAAAAGGAAUGAUGAAAGGCAAAUAUCUUACCAAUUCAGUGCACAAUGUUUUGAUCUAGUUAAUCUAGUAAAUAUAUAGCCAUUUUUAACCAAAGAAAAUUUAACAUAUUCAGCAUCUGCUAAACAUGCAUCUUCCCACAAUUAAAUAUAAAUUUCUAGCACACUCAGAACACACAGGAAAGUCGUAUAUUUCUUCAACAGGAGAGCACAACAUGUUUUUUUUUGGUGGGGGGGAUUGCAUGGAUGAGUGGCUUGGUUGCAUUAGUGUUGAUAUCGUUUUCCCUUUACUCCCACUUGAAUACUGUAGUGUUGUGAUUUUGCAUCAGUAUUCUCUGCUGUAAUAACACAUCGUCACUCAAGUGGAUAUUUAUCUCUGUAUCCUAUGAAACAGUGUUCCAGUGGUUCUGCAUGACCGUGAAUAAACAGAGUCCCUGAUUUCUCGUUGGGUUCUUAUGAAACACCCUCGAUGAAAAGACGCUUCCCUGAGCAAGCUGGUACAUCCAGCCUGUGACGUUUCUAUUGUAUGUUUAUAUCGUGCUUGUCUGUGAUGGCAUGUACAGAAAAUACCUCCAGCCUGCAAUAAACAUUUCAUGUCUGGAUUUUAAUCAUGUGCCUCAUGAGUCUGUUACCUUCAAUUACCAGAGAUAAUUUCCCAGCUGUUA
Messenger RNA from Pangasianodon hypophthalmus (striped catfish), 5691 nucleotides. RefSeq names its product G protein-coupled receptor 158b (gene gpr158b). Gene Ontology annotation, cellular component: membrane. The coding region runs from base 394 to 4140 and encodes 1248 amino acids. Lineage: Eukaryota; Metazoa; Chordata; Actinopteri; Siluriformes; Pangasiidae. The record is from RefSeq and is a predicted model, not a curated record. The transcript has 11 exons. Gene Ontology annotation, molecular function: G protein-coupled receptor activity. Gene Ontology annotation, biological process: G protein-coupled receptor signaling pathway.